Messenger RNA from Fraxinus pennsylvanica, 492 nucleotides. The record is from the annotation of a GenBank genome assembly. Lineage: Eukaryota; Viridiplantae; Streptophyta; Magnoliopsida; Lamiales; Oleaceae.
AUGUGGGCAGCGCAGGAGCGGAAGGUCUUACAUGUGGAUGCGAGUGACUGGAUGGAGCGGAUGUCGAGCUUGGUCAUGAUGUUGGCUAUGAGAGCGGAGGGGAGGAGCUUCAUACUCGGUAAGAGGGGACUUUGGUCGGAUGAAGAUGCCAUUUUCGUCUCAGGAGAAAGAAUAAUCAUCCUUCGACGUCAACAUUUACUAUCAUCGUCGGCAUCGCUGCAAACAUUGCUUCUAAUGUAUAUGCUCUCUACCACUACGACCGACAUGGAAUCCAAUGUCAACUUGUUAGCCAAAUUGGACGCUGCAGAGAUAUUCUUGGAUGUUCUGAAGUCAUUGGAAGUGGUCCCACGUACUGAUUCCAUCAGAAGUGUCCAAAUCGAUGGCCUCAAUUUGUGUGCACAAAGGGUUGAAUGCAACCCGAGGCAUAUGUGGUUUCAGUUUGUCAUUAGGGUUGAAUUGGAAGGGAUCCAAGGUGUUGAUGGGUACGGAUGA